GUCUUUUGCAAUACGAAUUCUCGUCUAGUAAUUCUAGUCUAGUUUUAACCUAAAAUACACCUCACAAAAUAUUUUUUUAGCAUCAUAAAUAGAAUCGUCAUGAAAAUUCUAAUAGGUGGAGGAACCGGGUUCAUAGGACAGCAUCUAGUGAAACAGUUAGUUUUCAAAAAGGGAUAUGACGUUAAAAUUAUAUCGAGAAGAUCCGGUCCUGAUCAUAUUACAUGGGAUUCUUUGUACAAAAAUGGACUUUCAGAGUAUUAUGAUGCCAUAAUUAAUCUGAGCGGUGAAAAUAUUCUACAACCUUUUAAAUAUCGCAUAGACGGAGAAUUUUUGGACAAAGUAUACUCCAGUCGCAUAGAAACAAAUGGAUUUUUAUCGAAAUGUAUUGAAAAUUCUGAAAAUCCCCCGAAAGUCUGGAUAUCUACAUCUGCAAUUGGCAUUUAUGAGCCCCAUCGCCAUAAUAGAUAUACAGAGUCAUCUGAAACCAGUGGAAAUUGCGUUAUUUCUAAACUGUGCCAAGAUAAUGAGAACGCUUCGAAAUUAUCCGAAAACUGCAAGACGCGUCAUGUAAUAUCGCGUACAGGUGUCGUUCUUGGUAGGAAUGGUGGAAUAGUUUAUAAAACAUGGCUCCCAUUUUUUUUCGGUUUGGGUGGUAGAAUAGGAAGUGGCAAGCAGUACUUUCCCUGGAUUCAUAUUGAUGAUGCUGUUGGGAUAUUAGAGCACGCAAUUGAUAAUGAAACAAUAAAGGGGCCCUUAAAUGUGGUUGCUCCUGCUUUCGACACUAAUGAGGAUUUCACAAGAGAAUUCUCUAAAGCCAUGUGUCGACCUGCUCUUUUUCCCAUUCCUGAUUUUGUCAUGAGAACCGUGUUUGGUCCCGAUUUCAGCAAAGUGGUAUUAGAAGGACAAUGCGUUGUGCCAGAAAAAGCUAUACAAAGUGGCUACAAUUUCAAAUAUCCUGACUUAAAGUCAGCUUGUCAAGAAGUAAGUCGAUGGAUGACCUUUACAGACGUUUCAAAGUAA
Messenger RNA from Dimorphilus gyrociliatus, 1020 nucleotides. NCBI's taxonomy places the organism in Eukaryota, Metazoa, Annelida, Polychaeta, Dinophilidae. The record is from the annotation of a GenBank genome assembly.